Molecule: messenger RNA, 936 nt
Organism: Juglans regia (Persian walnut)
Lineage: Eukaryota; Viridiplantae; Streptophyta; Magnoliopsida; Fagales; Juglandaceae
Exons: 2
Coding region: 1-936 (311 amino acids)
Source: RefSeq, a predicted model, not a curated record
AUGGAGAAUGAGACAAUCGAUUCGACCCAGGAUGCAAGUUUAUGGGCAGAUGGAUUCAAGGUUAUACUUAUAGACAUGUUGUACGAAGAUACCCUGAUGGGUAGCCUGAGGGGAGGGAGGAUCACGAACAGUGAUCAUGUAAGGCUUGCUGAAAGGUUGUCUGCAGUAGGGCCAAGAAAAUUUAAUUCUGAUCAAGUUAAAGGCAAACUAGCUCGUCUCAAACGCAGACAACGGGAAUUUACGGAUCUUAUGAAGCAAACUGGAUUGGGGUGGGACCCAGAAAGGAAAGCACCAGUAGCUAGUGAAGAACACUGGGCGAAUGCCCUUCGGGUUAGACCAUCAUGGAAGAAUUUCAAGACGAUGGGAUGCGCAAAGUAUGAACAACUUUGUGCAAUAUUUGGUUGUUCUGUGGCUACUGGUACAAUGCAUAGGGCUUCGACAGAUCCGGCCCCAGACAGUGACGAUGAGCGCUUGCUUGAUGAAGAGAUGGGGAAUCGUGGGACACCCCUCGCAGAUGAUCAUGCCGACCCCUCGAUGGAUCCCCAGGUUCAACCGAGACCAUUCUCUGCCUCCUACGCCAGCGGGUCUCAUAGACGACAGAGGGGAGGGCCCACCCAAGACGCAUCCAUUCACCAGCAAAUGAGCGAGACCCUCGAUGCUAUCAGACGCAGUUCCGAUGCUAGAGAGAAGGCAGCAUUGGAAUCGAUCGAGUAUACAAGGUUGAAGAAGCGCAGUAAAGGCGACACUAGCAUGGAGUCAUCUGGGGCGUUUGAUCUCCAAAUGCAUUGUAUGAAAUUGCUUGAAGAAGUUGAACCUCCCCUACCGCCCGAGCAAUUUAACAAGGCAUUCGACCGAUUGUUGAGCACAAAAGUCCAGAGAUCGUUUGUGUCAAUCUCUGAUACUUGCAGAAGUCAGUGGGCUUGGAGUUUGAACUGA